This is a messenger RNA of Nymphaea colorata (pocket water lily), 1703 nucleotides long. RefSeq names its product abscisic acid 8'-hydroxylase 2. The coding region runs from base 40 to 1488 and encodes 482 amino acids. Gene Ontology annotation, molecular function: iron ion binding; oxidoreductase activity, acting on paired donors, with incorporation or reduction of molecular oxygen; monooxygenase activity. Gene Ontology annotation, biological process: sterol metabolic process. The transcript is spliced from 8 exons. Lineage: Eukaryota; Viridiplantae; Streptophyta; Magnoliopsida; Nymphaeales; Nymphaeaceae. The record is from RefSeq and is a predicted model, not a curated record.
AACUCGUAUCUCUCCCUCUCUUUGUCUCUCGCUCUAGCCAUGCAUUUCUAUGUCCUCUCUGCAAUUCUUCUUUCCUCCUUCCUCUACAUUCUGAAACGAUGGCAUUCAAAGGAGAACAGGCGUCUGCCUCCUGGUUCCAUGGGAUGGCCCUAUAUAGGGGAGACCCUGAAGCUCUACUCGCAGGACCCAAACACCUUCUACGCCAGCAAGCAGAAGAAGUAUGGCGACAUAUUCAAGACCCACAUACUGGGCUGCCCAUGUGUGAUGAUCUCGAACCCGGAGGCGGCGAGGAUGGUGAUGGUGAGCCACGCCCACCUGUUCAAGCCCACCUUCCCUUCCAGCAAGGAGAGGAUGAUAGGGCCACAGGCUCUGUUCUUCCACCAGGGCGACUACCAUGUGAGGCUCAGGAAGUUGGUGCAGGCGUCCCUUCUUCCUCAAGCGAUAAGAGGUUGGGUAGGUGAAGUAGAGAGCCAAGCGGUGUCUCUCAUGGACGCUUGGAACGACGCCACCAUCAACACCUUCCAUGAAAUGAAAAAGCUAUCGUUCAAUGUGGCCAUGGUUGCGAUAUUUGGGCAGUGUGAAGAGGGAGAAGAAGCAGAGCGCGUGAGGUCCCUCUACAAGCGCCUGGAGAGCGGCUACAAUUCAAUGCCACUCGAUUUCCCUGGCACUUCAUUUCACAAAGCCAUCAAGGCGAGGAAGGAGCUGAGUGAGAUCCUGAGUAAGAAGAUAGACAAGAGGAGGAGGGAUAGAAAGGAGGAGAAGAGGCAAGAAAAGGAGGGAAUUCUGGGGACGCUGCUGGGUCUGGAGGGCGAGAAGCUUGCAGAGCUCGCCGACAACCAGAUUCUGGACAACAUCAUCGGUCUUCUGUUUGCUGCGCAGGACACCACCGCCAGUGUCCUCACUUGGAUACUCAAGUACCUCCACGACUACCCCGCUGUCCUCCACUCCCUCACGAGGGAACACGAAGCUAUCAGGCGAAACUUAGAGAGAGAAAAAAGAAGGUUGACGUGGGACGAUACCAUGAAGAUGCCCUUGACCAGCCGGGUGAUUCAAGAGACGAUGAGGAUGGCUAGCGUUCUAUCAUUCACAUUCAGAGAGGCAGUGGAGGAUGUGGAGCUCCAUGGAUAUCUUAUCCCCAAAGGUUGGAAGGUUCUUCCCCUGUUCAGAAGCAUCCAUCACAGUCCAGAUCACUUCUCAGACCCAGAAAAGUUUGAUCCUUCGAGAUUUGAGGUCCCACCCAAGCCAAACACAUUCUUGGGCUUUGGGAAUGGAAUACACUCUUGCCCAGGAAAUGAGCUGGCCAAACUUGAGAUGAGGAUCCUUCUCCACCACUUAACAUUGAGAUUCAGGUGGGAAACAGAAUGCAAGGAAGGUGGGAUUCAGUACGGGCCUUUCCCCGUCCCCAAACAAGGCCUCCCCAUUAGGGUCUUCCGCAAGGACCAACCUGAGGAGACGCAGCUCCUGCAUCCCAACCUGCCCUCCAAAUAACUACUGCUUUCCUCCAAACCCAACUAUCAUCAUCAUCUCUCUCAGUCUUCGUCUAUCUCUCACAGAGAAAUUAAACCCAAUCUUGAGGCAUUUUAACAUACCAAUAGUACUGUACUAACUAAUGGGCUUUGUUUCCUUCUUACCCAGUUGGGUUAUUGCCCUCCGUACUUGUUUCUUGUAGUUUCUGAUGAAAUGGUCCAUGGUCUUCUUCUUCA